This is a messenger RNA of Xiphias gladius (swordfish), 5682 nucleotides long. RefSeq names its product ADAM metallopeptidase domain 22 (gene adam22). Gene Ontology annotation, cellular component: postsynaptic density membrane. Gene Ontology annotation, molecular function: metalloendopeptidase activity. Gene Ontology annotation, biological process: proteolysis. The coding region runs from base 1 to 2913 and encodes 970 amino acids. The record is from RefSeq and is a predicted model, not a curated record. NCBI's taxonomy places the organism in Eukaryota, Metazoa, Chordata, Actinopteri, Istiophoriformes, Xiphiidae. The transcript is spliced from 31 exons.
AUGGCGCUCCUGCAGAAAUUGAAUAUGGAGGGGUGUGGAGGACGGGGGCUUCUGAUAUCAUCCCGGUCGAUCCAGUCGGCGAAAGGCCGGGCACGCAGCUUUCCUCCAUCCUGUCUCCGCUCAUAUCUAGGCAUAAGCCGUUUCUGCAGAGACGCCUCGCCGAGCUUGAAGGCUCUUCGUGAUGCGGGCAGGUCUGUCGGGCAGCAGGACACGGUGCCUCUCCGCCUGCUCUACAGCAGGCACAGCCACGGCCAGGUCGCUCAGGAGGAGCUCAGCACCAGGGCUAAAGCCGGCCCCGGCUCCGCACAGGUGAACCAUAUGGCCCAAGCAAGCUUUCAAGUUGAUGCUUUUGGUAGAGAAUUCAUCUUGGAUGUGGAACUGAAUCAUGAUCUGCUGUCUUCCGGGUACGUGGAGAGGCAUUUGUCAGAAAAGGGGAAGGCUAUCAUCACCAGUGGAGGAGAGCACUGCUAUUACCAGGGAAAGGUCAGAGACAUUCCUCACUCCUUUGUGGCUCUUUCAACCUGUCAUGGAUUGCAUGGGAUGUUCUUCGAUGGCAAUCACACCUACAUGAUUGAACCUGGAGGACAGGGCAGCAGCAAUGGAGAUGUCCAAAUUCACAUGAUAUAUAAAUCUGCAGGGCAAGAGGGAUUUAAUGACCUCCUCAAUGGUGAUCUGCCAGAGCCGCCAUUUCCCAGCCCUCCAUUUCCUGGGUCAAAAGUUGUUCACAGGAGAAAAAAGAGACAGGCUCCACAUGUGUCACGCAGUGUAGAGGAUGAGACCAAAUACAUUGAGUUGAUGGUGAUCAAUGACCAUUUAAUGUAUAAGAAGCAUCGGCUCUCCGUUGGGCACACGAAUAAUUAUGCUAAGUCAGUGGUCAAUAUGGCUGACAUGAUUUUCAAGGAACAGCUCAAUACCCGGAUAGUGCUGGUUGCCAUGGAAACCUGGUCAGCUGACAACAAGUUCAACAUUGACGACGACCCAAUGGUGACCCUGAGGGAGUUCAUGAAGUACAGAAAAGACUUCAUCAAAGAGAAGUGUGACUCUGUUCACCUCUUCUCAGGGAAUCGCUUUCAUAGCAGCUGGGGUGGAGCUUCCUACAUGGGAGGGGUUUGCUCCCUCACUAAAGGAGGUGGAGUGAAUGAGUACGGGAAAACGGAUGAGAUGGCCAUAACCCUCGCACAGUCUCUUGGACAGAACAUUGGCAUCUUCUCUGACAAGAAGAGGAUACUCAAUGGUGAAUGCAAGUGUGAUGAUCGUUGGUCAGGCUGUAUCAUGGAUGAUGUUGGUUUCUACCUGCCCAAGAGGUUCUCUGACUGCAACGUGGAGGAGUACCACAACUUCCUGAACAGCGGAGGAGGAGCCUGUUUGUUUAACAAACCUCUGAAGCUGUUGGACCCUCCAAUCUGUGGUAACAGCUUCGUGGAGCCAGGAGAGGAGUGUGACUGCGGCAGCCCCGCGGAGUGUGCCAGAGAUGGGGAUAAGUGCUGUAAGAAGUGUACCCUGACUCAAGGCUCCAAGUGUAGCAACGGACUCUGCUGCAACAACUGCCAGAUGGAGUUCAUGGGAGUUGUGUGUCGAGAUGCAGUGAAUGACUGUGACAUCCCGGAAAACUGCACGGGCAACUCCAGCCAGUGUCCAACAAAUGUGCACAAGAUGGAUGGCUACACAUGUGAAAAGGAUCAGGGUCGCUGCUUCAAUGGAAGGUGCAAAACCAAAGACAGACAGUGCAAGUACAUUUGGGGAGAGAAGGCAACGGCGGCUGACAAGUUCUGCUACGAGAAGCUCAACAUUGAGGGGACAGAGAAAGGAAACUGUGGGAAGGACAAGGACACCUGGAUCCAGUGUAACAAACAGGAUGUUCAUUGUGGUUACCUGCUGUGCUCCAACAUCUCACCUGCACCGCGACUGGGAGAGCUGCAGGGAGGGCUGACCUCUUUCUCCGUGGCCCGACACAGCGCUUCUCUUGACUGCAGUGGUGCUCACGUGCUGAUCGAUGGAGACACUGACCUGGGAUAUGUCGAGGACGGGACGGCCUGCGGGACAGACCGCGUCUGCUUCAAUCACAAAUGUCUCCCCAUCCAACAGUUCAACUUUAGUACCUGCCCGGGGACCACUGACAAGACCAUCUGCUCUGGACACGGGGUGUGCAGUAAUGAGCUGAAGUGUGUGUGUUACCUGGGCUGGGCCGGAGAGGACUGUAACUCCACGUCUCCUUUCAGUUAUCUUGUGGUGGGACCAACUGCCUCCGUUUCAGGUAUCACAAGUACAAACAUCAUCAUCGGGGCCAUCGUAGGUUCCAUUCUCUUCCUCGCCCUCAUACUGGCUGUUACAGCCUGGUGCUACAAGAGCUAUAAGCAGAGACGCUAUGUCGAGUCUGAAGUUCACCGAAGAUUCUGCCGGCAAAUGCCCCCAGGAGACUAUGUAACAAAGCCUGGGGAUGCAGAUUCAUUUUACAGUGACAUGCCUCCGGGUGUCAGCACAAACUCCGGCUGCAGCUCCAAGAAGAGGUCAGCCUGCCUGUCGCACCUGCAGAUUUGCACCCUGUCCUUCACUCCCUCCAUCCCAUCCAUUUCUCAGAACAUCUCACUGUUUGGCUUCAGAUCUAAUGGGCUGUCCCACUCAUGGAGUGAGAGAAUCCCAGAUGCCAAACACAUCUCCGACAUUUGUGAAAAUGGGCGACCGAGGAGCAACUCGUGGCAAGGAAAUCUGAGCGGUAAUCGUAAGAAACUGAAAGGAAAGAAGUUUCGCGCUCGCUCUAACUCAACAGAGACGCUAUCCCCUGCCAAGUCUCCCACUUCCUCCACAGGAUCUAUUGCAUCCAGCAGGAGAUACCCAUACCCCAUGCCCCCUCUCCCCGAUGACCAGAGGAAAGCCAACAGGCAGAGCGCCAGGCUGUGGGAGACCUCAAUAUAACAGCCGUCUUACCCACCCUGCAAAAGACCAAAAGGAACCACAGUUGUCUCUCCUUUUCUAUGAAUGAAAAACACAGAAAAAUGAAACAAAAUUGACUCUAAGCAACUAAAGAGAAAGAAAGAGAGCCCCCACUGGAGUGGAAAUAGGCAGAGGUGUGUGUGAGUUAAUGUGUACAAGCAUCUCCGAGGCUGUCUAGCCAGACAUUCAGUGGAUCUCUACAAGACGAUGCGGAGUGCCGGCGGAGAAACCAGCUCCACAUCCACUCCAGACCAGCUGGAGCUCAGACUGAGCUGUUCCUGUCUGCUCAGGCCUCAACUAUGGGACUUGAAACCCCACCACUCCGCCCCACGCCCCCUUACCUGUCCCUGAAACCUGAAACCUCGACACAUCCUCCUUAGCUCAGCUCUCUUGAUACUCUUCAAAACCACUGUCCCCUGAGUUGUUCAAGCUCAUCUCCAUAAAGGGGCAGCGGAGCCAAGGGCAGGUCAUCGUAUCACACUGCAUCGCUGGAUUUGUCGGAUCAUUUUGACGCACGUGAAUCACUGUAGAAACUCCAACACUGUAUGCAUGAGACAACCCUGUUUAUUGGCAACCUCCUCCUACUGAAAAGACGAGAAGAACAGCGGUCUGAUCUGAAAGGAAAGCAUGCGAGGGGGCAGUGAUUUUAUACCUUCUGUAGGCUUAGAUGCUUUCUCUCCACUAUAGGCAACCCAUAUUGUAUCACCAGUUAUAACCCAUAACCCAUGACAUGGACCCGACCCCGCCCUGCUCUUCCUCUCCUCUGUUUGUUUGUUCGCGUGUAAAUAUGUACAGUAAAAUACACACAGAGUAUGUUUUUGCUUUUAUUUUGAAAGAGGAAAAGAUCUUCUUCCUGCCGCAUUUUGUUGUAGACAGAAGCGGAUCUCUGUAGAUGAAUGUAGAGACCCCUCACUUUUUCUUCAGUCUGUGUUUCUACUUUUCAUCCUCAUUUUUUUCCUGUGACUAUGACCUCUAUAGCUUUCUCCAUCCACAGCAGAAUGUAAAAAAAAUUUUUUUUUUGUUUCUUUUAUUAAUAUUGGUUUCAUUCAUCUCUGGGAAACAUGAAGUAAUGACUGAGGAAGUAUUGACAAAGAUGUUGAGUGUGGCACAGUAAGAACAUUACUGAAAUGAUAUUAACUUAGCAAAAUUAAAAUAGUUUUAUGUGCCAUUCCUGUAUGAAGUGAAUGGACUGAGAUGUGUUUGGUGUAGUUAUAGACGUGCCACUUUUCUUUCAUGUGGUUUUUGGAAAUUUCCCCAUUGAUAAUGUUAAGAUGUAUUGAGUUUUCCCCGAUUCUACAUUUGGAUGUUUGAGACCAAUGUGCUCCCAUUUUGGCGAUAAGAGUACAUAAAGUCAAUAAGAAGUCAAUAACGUGAGUGUGACUGACAGCCUUACUCUGCGAGAAUCCCGAAACGGUGACUGAAAUGUGCAUUUUGGAUUUAGCUGUGACGAUUGAGAUAUUUAGCCUUGUAAAUGUUUAACUAUGCUGUACAGUGCUUGCUGUUUGAGCUUUUGAAGACCGACAGCAUGACAGUUCUAUAUAAAAUUAAGUUAUUUUUCUGGUUAUUUGUGAGACCAUACCGGGAAGGGAGCAUGUCACUGAAAGAAUUGUUCCCCUUAUUUCCUAUUGCUGUUGUGUACCACAGACUACACUGUUAUAGCAAAGUCGGGAAAAUUCAUGGCAGGGAGUCACAGGGUUUAAAAAUGAUUGAGAAUGGAGUUUUUGUCAUGCCAGUGUAGCUAUUUAAGGUGGAUUUCUCUGGAAACAAAUCCUGUAUCGCUCCCCAAAAGCAAGUUCUUUGUACAGUUACAACUCAUUGCUCUACCUUGUGUAGGAACAUUUGUCUUAAGGCCUCUUGUUUGUCAUUUUACUGUUGUUUAGUUUUUGUUCCGGUGUGGGCACUUGUUCAUUUGUAAUUCAUGUAUGCAUUAGGACUGUAUAGGUAAUAUGAUCAUCACAAUAUUGGACUAAUAUUGCUACUAGUAUCUUUUUUAUUAAGUACCUUUGUAAUGUUCACUUUUUUCUCAGCAUUAUGUACAGCAACUAUUCAAACGAUAAUUAAGUGCAUUAUUGUAUUUAUGUGUGUUGAGGAGUUUGAAUGGAGACAUGAGUUUUUUCUUCUUGUUUUGAUUACAUUUGUUCCUCUGGCAUGUGCUGAUCUGUGACAUAUACGUUUUUGGAAGCAGACGUUGUAAGUGAGAUCUGAACAGGCUCGUGAUUUGCCUUCAUCCAGAGCUUUCUUCUGUGCUCUGGUCUGCUUAAGGUAAUGGUUAGUGUCCAGUGGCCCAGGUUGUGAGCGCAGUAUCUCAGAGCUCUUGAGUAAUAUUUUUAACAUCGUAAUACUGUGCUACAGGGAGACAUUUGUCCUGGUGUCAUGGACAUUGCACUGUGACACACUUAAUGAUGGGACUCUGCAGCCUGCAGGGAUUUCUGUGACUAUAUAGCCGUCAAUCUUCCUGUAAAAAUAUCUGCUGUAUCUACGUCCCCACAGAUGUGCUGUCUGUCUCAGUCUGGCCAGAGACUUGAAUGUAUUCGUGUACUGGAACACACCAAUCACCCAGUCGCGACCAUGUGGUCCCAUCCUGCCAGACACAUCGGCACUCUGCUCCAGGAACCUUAAAAACCCCACAUGUACAUGUGCUAGUUCAAAUCUAAAUACUGCAGUUGCUGUCUUUUUUUAAUGUUUAUUUUUUCAUUUUUGCCUGUUUGCUGUACAGACUGAGGAUGCAAAAAUCAACCCCGAUAUUUUUUC